AUGCGCCUCCACGUCCUUCAAACCCAGGGCAUUCCGCCCAACAGCAUUCUCUCAGUGAAGUCUGGUAGCUCGAGACGGCAGCAGCUGAUACCAUGUCAGGCGCCUUUCAAGCUCGAGCAGCCGCCCGUUCCUGUGGAGCUGGACGUACUGACCUGCAGGGCCAAAGGGCAUGAGGUUUGCUCGCCUGGUCCAUGCGAGAAGCUCCUGAAGGUCCCCAUGAGCAACGGCGGCAAGUCCAUGAGUGUUACCUUCCGUGUACGCAAAGUGGAUGGUGAGGAGGACGAGAGCUGCCACACCCCGAAGUUAAGCAGAAAGGACAAGGAAUCUGCCAUCGAAGCAUAUCUUGUCAAGCACGACCUGCACUCCUUCAUGAAAGAGGUGUUUCAGGGUCUCACUGCAGAGCAACCCGAGGAUCCGUUCCUCUACAUAGGGAGGUGCUUACAAGCUGCGGCUGCCAGGGAUGUUGGCUCGAAGGCUGAGCCGCCCGAGCCGCCUUCCGUUGCCUUCCAAGAGUCUGGUCCUGUGCUCAAGGCAGCCAGCCGCCCGAUUGCUCGAGAGCAACAAGCUUGCACGAUGCAGAGGCUGCGGCGGAAAGCGAGGGACGCCCUGUCCAAGGGGUACUUAGACGGGCGGCUGCAUUCUACGUUGUGCAGUCUUCCUGAAGAGCAUGAAGCGGAGUUGCUUCUGCAGACGCGAGAACCCGGCACAGCCCAAGCUCAGCACCUUCGUGCUGAAGCAAACGUGCAACUGCGGAGUUGCGAAGAGCCUGCUGCGGCGUCCGGUCAUCCUGUCAUUGCUGCACAGCGACACAGCAGUGCUGAAGCCGCGCUGUCGCCUGAACAAAGGCUGCGGCGGAAAGCACGUGAUGCCCUGUCCAAGGGGUACUUGGACGGGCGGCUGCAGUCUGCUUUGCGCGGCUUCGCUGAUGAGAGUGAAGCAGAUGCGUUGGAUGCAGAGCCUAGCGUCCCCGCAGCUCCAACUGUGACUCCUGCGCAGCCAAGUCAUGCUGCAGCAGAUGCGAAGCCGCCACUUUCAGCAGAACCUGGUGUCGCCCCAGCUGCGACUGUCAGUCCUGUACAGCAGCAUAGUACCCAAGCAGAUGCGAAGCCGCCACUUUCGGCAGAACCUGGUGUCGCCCCAGCUGCGACUGUCAGUUCUGAAGUGUUGAGGCCGUCUUCGCCAUCUCCAGCCGUGGCGCCAAGUCCGGAGCAGGCCUUGCAGAGCGGGCAGGUUGCGCCCUUCUCGGCUCGUCCGGCGGCCUCUGCCUGGGUACUGACGGAUGCUGAGGGCGAUGACACGCACAUCGAAACCCCGCGCCUGUCCAGGUUUGCGCCAAGCACAUUUCGCAGAAAGCCGUCAGCGCACAGCGAGUCGAGCGUUGUUUCUGAAGAUCUCCUGGACUUCAUGCCUGACAGGAGCAGCUGGCUGCUGAACGAGAACAAGGACCUGCAAAGCCCGGCGGUUCAAGCCAGCGUGGCCUCGAGAUGGAGCCACCGCAGCCUUGCGGCCGAGAAGCAUGCCUUGCAGGCCAUGCUGGCCGAGUUCACGCCACGCAUGUCCGACUUCAUACCAUCUUCCAAGGACUUGCCUUGCAAGCGGUCGUCGGAGCUCCUGCACCUGAGGCCAGAUGAACGUCCGUCAGCGAAUGACUUCACGCUGGAUCAGGUUGCAGAUCCAGACCUGCAAGCUUUUGUCCCGUUGCCGCACGACCCUGGCAGAAGUGGUGUACUUACCAACCGACCCCCUCGUGAACUCCUGUGGUCCGAAGGCAGUUCAGACGGGGUAGCGACGCCCCGCUUGACGCAGUUCAUGCCUUGCUAUCCGGGAGUUCGAUCCUGA
Messenger RNA from Symbiodinium necroappetens, 1839 nucleotides. NCBI's taxonomy places the organism in Eukaryota, Dinophyceae, Suessiales, Symbiodiniaceae. The record is from the annotation of a GenBank genome assembly.